AUGGAAAGGAUAUAUACUGCUAUUCCAGACUCUCUUGUGGACAUUAUUGCUGAGACACAUCACAGCCUUGCCCUCAAGCACUGGAAGCUCUUCGAGCAGUCGGGGGAACGAGAAGAACUCGAAACGUCCAAUGCACACAAUCGAACUGCUCUCAAGCUACGCCCUGAGGGGCAUCCCGAUCGCGCGGAAUUGUUGUGCGACCUUGCAGUUUCUCUUUGGACGCGAUACGAACGGUGGGGUCAAUCGGAAGAUUUAGAGGAAGCGAUUGAGUUGAACCGAGCCACCCUCGAGCUUCGACCCGAAGGCCAUCCUGAUCGCUCUACGUCUCUUAUCAACCUUGCAAGCUCUCUGAGCUCACGAUACGAUCGGGAUGGAAGGACAGAGAACCUUGAGGAGGUCAUCAGGCUGGAACGAACCGCCCUCGAGCUUCGACCAGAAGGCCAUCCGAAUCGCUCUACCGCUCUCAACAAUCUUGCAGGCUCUCUGUACAUUCGAUACAAGCAGCAUGGGAGGAUAGAUGACAUUGAGGAAGCCAUCGAGUUGGAACGAGCCGCCCUGGAACAUCACCCCGAAGGCCAUUCUAAUCGCUCUGCGUCUCUCAACAACCUCGCAAGCUUUUUGAAGGCUCGAUACGAGCAGCAUGGGAGGAUAGAUGACCUGGAGGAGGCCAUCGGGCUGGAACGAGCCGCCCUCGAGCUUCGACCCGAAGGCCAUCCUGAUCACUCGUUGUCUGUCGUCAAUCUCGCAAACUCUCUGCACACUCGAUACAAGCAGCGGGGAAGGGCAGAGGACCUUGAGGAAGCCAUCGAAGUGCAACGAUUCGCCCUCGAGCUUCUCCCCAAAGGACAUCCGAAACGUUCUAAGUCUCUCAUGAACCUUGCAAGCUCUCUGAGCACUCGAUUCGAACAGUAUGGAAGGAUGGAUGACCUCGAGGAGGCCAUCGGGCUGGAACGAGCAGCCCUCGAGCUUCGACCCGAAGGCCAUCCUGAUCGCUCGAUGUCUCUCAACAACAUUGCGGGCCAUCUAACUACUCGAUACAAGCAGCAGGGAAGAGUAGAGGACCUUGAAGAUGCUCUCAACCUGCAUCGCGCUACACUCGAGCUCCGACCUGAAGGCCAUCCUGAUCGUUCAUCGUCCCUCAUCAACCUUGCAAACUCUUUGAGUACUCGAUUCGGACAGUAUGGAAGGACAGAGGACCUCGAGGAGGCCAUUGAGCUGGAACGAGCCGCCCUCGAGCUUCUUCCCAAAGGUUAUCCUGAUCGCUCAUUGUCUCUCAACAACCUCGCAGGUUCUCUGUUUACUCGAUUCAAGCAGCAUGGAAGGACAGGGGACCUUGAGGAGGCUAUUGACCUGGAAAGAGCCGCCGUCGACCUUCGACCCGAAGGCCAUCCGAGGCGUUCCGCGUCAUUGCUCAACCUCGUAACAUCCCUGUGUGCUCGGAUGGAGAAGCGGUGGCAAGCGGAAGGCUCUACCCUUGUGGCUUACAAGGCGACACUGUCAAUACUUCAACACGUUCUCACUGUAAAUCCGACUCUUCAUGCGCAACAUGACUUCCUUCUGAGGAAUAGUGAUCACAGGGUACUCUCCUUGGAUGCUGCCUCCUACGUUGUAGAGAAAAGUCAAUUGGAAUUGGCAGUAGAGAUAUUGGAACAAGGGCGGGGUUUACUCUGGUCGCAGUUGCGCGGUCUUAGGCAUCCUCUCGAUCAGCUUGCGAAAACAAACGAGGACCUCGCAGACAGAUUCCGAAAUGUUAGCGCGGCAAGAUCAUGUCGGCUGGACAGUGAAUCAGGACAUAGGUCAUUUGAUGAGCUGUUGAAAUUAAAGAGGCAACUUUCCUGUGAGCAGGAGGAGGUCAUAUAUAAGAUUCGACGGAUUUCAGGGUUUGAAAAUUUCCUUGAGGCAACACCGUUCAGAGUACUGCGGCAAGUGGCAUCGGAAGGUCCGGUCAUUAUAGUCAAUCAUUGCAAAUAUAGAUGUGAUGCCCUCAUUAUCCUGUCUUGGGAUGUCUUACCAGUUGUCUGUGUUCCACUAGACGACAUGUUCUACGAGGAUAGCAUAAACCUUUGCGAUAGGUUAUUGGGAGCACGUCGAUCAUCUGGAGUGGCUUCGCGUGAUUAUAACGAAAAGCUUCGUGAAGCAAUGAAGAUGCUAUGGGAUAGGGUUGUUUCCAAAGUCGUCGAGAAGCUUGCGGAAGUUGGAAUCGCAAAAGGGUCUCGUAUCUGGUGGUGUCCUACAUCGGUGUUAUCUGCGCUUCCAUUCCAUGCAGCUGGGCCGUUCAAGGAUGAAGAUGGGAAUACGAAAUAUUUGUUAGAUGACUAUGUUUCAUCGUACACUCCGACACUCGGCGCACUCAUUAAUGCUCGAUCUAAUGGCAACUCAGUUGAACCGAAAUUGCUUAUUGUUGGCGAUACCAAGACUCUGAGUUCAACUCGACAGGAAAUUCGGAACAUCCGGAACUGCACUGGCGAGAGCAUACUUGAGCGCACAAUACUCCUCGAUAAAAAGGCAUCUCGCCGUACAGUGAUAGAAAAUCUCCAGACGGCCACAUGGAUUCAUUUCGCUUGCCACGGUCAUUUGGGCACAAAACCUUUCGACUCCUCAUUCAAACUUUCAGACCGUGGGUUGACAUUACUGGAUAUCAUCCAAGCUAAUGUUCCAAAUGCCGAGUUCGCAUUCCUCUCCGCCUGCCAUACUGCUGAGCUGUCUCAUUCCGGUGCACACGAUGAGUCGCUCCACCUAUCAGCAGCUAUGCAGUUUAGUGGGUUCCGAAGUGUAAUCGGAACAAUGUGGGAGCUGUACGAUGAAGAUGGACCUUGUGUAGCACGUGCAGUAUAUGAACACAUGAACGAAUGUGAAGAUGGCAAAGCGAGGUACAAAAUGGCGGCUGCAGGGCUUCGGAAAGCAGCUUUGGAGUUGAGGACGAGGGACUGGAUUCCGACUGAGCGAUGGGUUAAUUUCGUCCAUAUUGGUGCCUAA
Molecule: messenger RNA, 2976 nt
Organism: Fomitiporia mediterranea MF3/22
Lineage: Eukaryota; Fungi; Basidiomycota; Agaricomycetes; Hymenochaetales; Hymenochaetaceae
Exons: 3
Coding region: 1-2976 (991 amino acids)
Molecular function (GO): protein binding
Source: RefSeq, a predicted model, not a curated record